AUGCCAUUCUCCGGUCACGAGUCACCCUCAAGCUGGGUCAAUGGUCAACUCGUCGAAGACUUCAACUUCGACGGUCAACCUGGAGAAGACUUCGAUGCCGACAUCAUGCUCCACAACAUAGACUUUGGCGUAUACGUGGGUUGCUCCUUUUCGCCAGUGUGCGUCAAUGGCGCUUACCGAGAAGCUCUAGCACAUGUAUCUGCAAACCUGGUAUGGCAACCUGCUACGAGAAGGGUGAACAAGCCCUUAGUCAUCGAAGAGUUCGGCAUGACGGGUCUCUCGAACAAGUCGUCCAUAUAUCCUAUCUGGGUCCACAUCAUGCCAUGGCAAUGGGGCGAGCUUGGGUUGACUGAGAGUAAGGGUAAUCGGAUCAUCAAAUAUGCAGAUGCCAUAUUGGAUGGAGCUUCUCCAAACGAUGGAUUCGCCUUCUACCGGAACCAAACUGCUGUUUGGGAUAUAUUCACCCGGGCUGCGGAGAUGUUGGCAUGA
Messenger RNA from Punctularia strigosozonata HHB-11173 SS5, 489 nucleotides. RefSeq lists its product as uncharacterized. The record is from RefSeq and is a predicted model, not a curated record. The transcript is spliced from 6 exons. Bases 1 to 489 code for a protein of 162 amino acids. NCBI's taxonomy places the organism in Eukaryota, Fungi, Basidiomycota, Agaricomycetes, Corticiales, Punctulariaceae.